CCAGAGUUUAUUUUUCGCUCGUUUGUUCAUUUCAUUUGGCAUUUGCAAUUAAUCAAUCAACCAAUCAGCCAACCAAUCAUCAUCAUCAUCAUGAUGUCGUUUGUUCAUCGUUGGUUAUGUGUAAUGAUUUUAAUGAUCAUUGUGGUUGCCAUUAAUUAUAUGGUGGAAUCAGCAUUACCAUUUUCCAAUGAGGAUGAUGAAAAAAAUCCUGAUUCGUUAAUGAUGAUGAAUGCUACAGAAAUGGAUGUGGCCGAUGUUGAUCGUGAUAUUUUUCAAAUAAUCCUAUCACGUGGAUUCCAAUAUCAACAGCAUUUUGUUACUACCGAAGAUGGUUAUAUUCUUCAAUUGAUUCGCAUCGUAAAUCCAUUCAUUAAUGAUCGACGACAACGAAAUGAUAAUUUAAAACCGAUCGUAUUAUUUCAUGGAUUUCAAUGUACUGGAUCAUUUUGGCUGAUUACUAUGGCUGGUAGAUUAAUGAAUGAUGGUAAUUAUUAUGAAUUUGAUGCUGAAGAAGAUGGUCAUCGACAACAUUUUAACGAUACGGAAGCUGUUGGCGUGGGCAAUACGAUUGGGUUUGUUUUGGCUAGUCGUGGUUUUGAUGUUUGGGUCGUUAAUUAUCGUGGCAGUAUUUAUUCGAAUAAUCACGUUAAAUUUAAUACAAAAAGUCGAGCUUAUUGGUCAUUUUCGAUAGAUGAAAUGGCACUGAUCGAUCUACCGGCCAUUAUUGAUUAUGUUACUGAGAAAACAAAUCAUACAUCGAUCGGGUAUAUAGGACACUCGCAAGGUAAUUUUAUAAUGUUGGCAUUAUUAUCCACAAGACCCGAAUAUUCCCGACGAAUUCGUCCAUAUAUUGCAUUGUCGCCGGUAUUCUAUACGGAUCAAUUGAAAACACCAUUACGAUUUUAUGGACCACUAAAAGAAGUGCUAAGAUCACAUCCAACACGUGUACCAUUUGGCAUGGAAAUACGAAAAACAUAUACAGAAAUCUGUAUGAAUCCGAAUACGCAAAAUUUCUGUUAUAAUGUUUAUCAUUAUUUUCUUGGUGGUCAUCGUCAUAAUCUUAAUAUGCGACGAAUGAAUGUCUAUUUGGCUAAUGUUCCGAUGGGUUCGUCAUCAUGGAAUGUGGCACAUUUUUUUCAAAUGUUUGAACAUGGCCAACCCAGUCGUUUUGAUUAUGGCGCAUUGAUUAAUCUAAGAAAAUAUGGCAGUUUAACACCACCGAUUUAUGAUGCAGGACGUAUCAAUUCGACGGAUAUGGCAUUCAUAUAUCUAGCGAAUGAUUAUUUCAACAGUUUGACCAAUGUAGAUAAAUUAAAAAGUAAACUUAAAGUAAACUUAAUCGAUGAUUAUCUUGUGCCUGAUCAAUCAUGGGGACAUAUGGAUCUUGUGUGGAGCAAAUAUUCCGGUCGUUUAGUCAAUCAACGAAUUCUAGACAUUCUUGCUCGCUAUGAUUGAGUGAAUCAUCAAAUGAUCGUUUUUUUUACUGUGAUAAUUUGAUCUGUGAUCUUCAAGUUUUUUUUGCGGCACCUUUUAAACAAUAAAUUAAUUAAUUGAUUCGAAACCAAAAAACAUCA
Molecule: messenger RNA, 1574 nt
Organism: Dermatophagoides farinae (American house dust mite)
Lineage: Eukaryota; Metazoa; Arthropoda; Arachnida; Sarcoptiformes; Pyroglyphidae
Product: lipase member J
Biological process (GO): lipid metabolic process
Molecular function (GO): hydrolase activity, acting on ester bonds
Source: RefSeq, a predicted model, not a curated record